CCAUUCGCGCCGCGCGCCAGUCCACAGACAACAGCCGUGGGGUUAGUUUGUGUCGCUUCUGUCCGGGAAACGAGACUACUUUUACGUGACCGUUUAAACCGGUUUGAAAGUGCUUUGAGGUGUGGCGUAGGCGGUCAGUGCCGCGUUCAAGCGUAAAAAAACUCUUUCAAAAAGUUCAAAAUCAACUUUGUGUUUAAAAAAGUGCAUUUGUGAGUCACCGGCGAUUGUUCGACUUUAUCGAGAGCGAAAGAGACAACGGCAGGAUCAGUCCAGUCCGAACCAGUUUCAACCAGUUGAAGCCGCUUUUUUGACGGAAAAAAAAGGAUAAAAGUGACCGUUUUCGUGUAUUAUGCGUGUGUGAGUGUUUGUGAGUUCGUUUUUGUAAAUCAAGAUGGCUUUACUUCCCGCGCUUUUCGGACUUCUCCUUACGACCAUUGUCACAGGUCAAAAUGUUGAAAUCACGCCAAAGGAAGCAGUGCGUCGAAUUGGUGACGACUUGACUGUACUCUGCAAAGUGCCCUACCCUAUUGAUUCUUGUCGGAUGACAGUUGGCGGUAUCCCUUACAGACUGAUCCCGACCAAUCAGGACGAAGACGUCGUCUACUCCGGUCAGGGAUUACAGAUGGGAGAAUGUGGGGCCCAUAUAAAGCGUAUAAAGGAAGAAUGGAACGGCAACAUAUCUUGCACAUUGCCUCCCAGGACUGGAAGCAUUGAAGUUACCGGCACAAUGAGACUGCUUGUUGCAAGAGCUCCCGCAAACCCUCAACUGAUCGCCCCCCCACAACCUACCUUCAAAGAGGGGGAUGGCUUCAUGGCGCAGUGCAUCGUUCCUAACGGCAGGCCAGCUGCCAGAAUAACUUGGUAUUUAGACGAUGAGCAACUCCUUGUUGGCGUCCAUCAGCCAAUAAUAACCUCAGAACCAGGCAGUGACCUCCAGACGAUCAGUCAGAACGUCUCCAGGACUCUGUCUCCUGAAGAUAAUGGCAAAAAGCUGGUCUGCCGAUCGGAACAUGAAGCUCUGGAAGGUCCUAGGGAAGCCGCUAGACAGUUGGUUGUACAUUACCCACCAAAACGUCUAGACUCAGGUCCCAUAACGAUCUUCGGUCUGAAGUUAGGUGCUGAAGGACGUUUGAAUGUCACAGUAAGGGCUAACCCUCUGCCUUUAACCGAGUGGACUGUAGGGGAUCUAGUCUUAGUGCCUCCUAUGAGUAACGAAGAACACUCUAUUGUUGCCUUGGAGCCUUUUCAUUUGGGUAGCGGAUAUUACAACAUAACACUAGUCUUGACUAGAGUAGCCAAGGAGGACGUCGAUCGUACUUACUACUUAAGAGUUACCAAUGAUUUGGGUAGAGAAGAGUUCGCUCUGAGACUCAGCACUAUGGAUGAACCGGCCGGCGUAGAACUAGACGCGGGUGCGAUUGUCGGUAUAGUGAUAGCCGUUCUGUUACUACUCAUAGCCGUGUCUUUGGUCGUCUUCGCGAAGGCGACUGACCGCUGGUGCUUUGCCGGCGGAAGAGGUCAUGACCACACGAAAAGUUCUGGUGAAUCGACGCCAGCUGGGGACGUGCUUUUAGAGAGCGUGGGGCUACCUGCUAAAACUAGCGACACGGAGAGCGCGGCGGGGCAGAAGUCGAGGCUGAGCGCGCUGACGGCACGAGUCCGAGCGGCGCUACCGCGGGGGAGGGACAGGGUGCAGGCCACCGAACCUAUUCAGGAGAUCGAUGAUAAGGCAUUAUCAGAAGACAAGAAAGGGGUGGUUUAUGCUGAACUGGCGUUAGGGGAGCAGAACGCAGAUAAACCACCCCCGCCCUCCACGGAAUACGCAGAAAUAGUCUACACUGAGCAAAAUCCACAGAUGAAGGAAAAUAAGGAAUAAGCAUGUGCAUGUUUUAUAAACAUUUUUAUGUAAUACAACCGACUUUAAAAGUAAUUAAAAUGUUAACUAAUAUUAUAAAGAGAAGUCAUUUGAUUUUCUUGCUUAAAAUGUAUUAACUCAAAUAACUUUUAGAUAGAUUUUGAAAGUUUUUUCACAAAGAUAAAUUCUACGUUACCACUAUGGAGCGUGGUGACUGGUGGGUUAAGCUCUUUCUCUUAUAUAGAACAGGUUUUUGCCCAGCUGUGGGACAGUAAUACGAUGCUUCAGUUCAGUUUCAUUCAAUUUAAUAUUUCAUUAAGUUAUUCCAUAGUAUAUACAUAAAAAUUGGUUUAAGAAUUAAUCAAAAAGUAUAAAAAUAUUU
This is a messenger RNA of Melitaea cinxia (Glanville fritillary), 2237 nucleotides long. It is a transcript of the gene Fas3, whose product is annotated as fasciclin-3. Gene Ontology annotation, biological process: cell-cell adhesion. Lineage: Eukaryota; Metazoa; Arthropoda; Insecta; Lepidoptera; Nymphalidae. The transcript is spliced from 14 exons. Gene Ontology annotation, cellular component: cell-cell junction. Bases 392 to 1876 code for a protein of 494 amino acids. The record is from RefSeq and is a predicted model, not a curated record. Gene Ontology annotation, molecular function: cell adhesion molecule binding.